UUCUUCUGCUUCGUCGUCGUCGUCGUCGUUCGGAACGGCCUUUCCUCUGGUUCUUCCCUCCCGUCUCGAGGCUUUGCUUCAGAAAUGCGAGAUUGCAGGCUGCAUUCCCUGGGGAAGCGACCAAGAUUCGACGGCGCCGGAGGAUCUCGUGAACCGGACGAACGUCGAGUCGCUCGCGCCGAGUCUGCAGAGAACGGAGGCAAAGGUGGUGGUGGUACGUCCAAGAGUCGUCUGAACAAAGCCGGCGCUUCUCGCUCCAAACCGGACGAUGAAGACGCGACCGCCGUUCCGGUGCGCUCGAGGACGCGUCCUACUGAGGUAUGUUCUGCCAGAGCACCCUCCGUUGAUGCUCGCGGUGGUGUUGUGAGGAGAGGCUUGAGAACUCCUGCUGCUGGACGCGAGGGAGUCGUUAGUGAUCAGAUGAAGGUGAAGGAGGCGGUGGAUACGUUUCACAAGAUUUUUGAAGAGGUUAAAGGUGCGCGGAAGUCAAAGCAUGUGUUUGGUAAAGGCUCUGGCAUUUCAGUUUUUAGUAAGGCUUUGGAGCGUAUGAAAAGUUCAAACAAGUGUGUUAAUCUCGGAAAAUUGCUAGGCUCUGUACCUGGUGUUGAAGUAGGGCAGGAGUUCUGUUGUAGGGCCGAACUGGUUGUGACUGGCGUUCAUGGUCAAAAUAUGAGAGGCAUAGAUUGGGUCUCGAUGAACGGGAAACGUUAUGCCACGAGUAUUGUUGCGUCUGGCCAGUACUCAAAUAGCAUGAGUUCCAAAGAUGAGGUAGUUUAUUGUGGCGAAGGUGGAAACCCCUUAGUUGGGGGAAGGGGUCGCCUCAAGGAUCAAAAGCUUAGUGGGGGGAAUCUUGCCCUAAGGAAUAGCAUGCAUUUCAAAUCUCCCGUGCGCUUUAUUCGCAGAUAUAAGCUUACGAACUAUGGUUCUGGUCUUACGGAUGCCAACCACGAGAAGCUUUCUAAGUGCAAGUAUGUUUACGAAGGUAUAUUCUACGUGCGCCAGUAUUGGGCAGAAAGAGGGCCUUUGGGAAAGCUGAUUUAUAAGUUCAAAUUGACCAGAAACUUGACGAAAAAUAGCCAUGAUGGGAGUGCUCCAGUUAGUUCGAAUAGUUCAAGGGCUCUUGAACUUGUCUGUGUGGAUGAUAUAUCUCGAGGGAGAGAAAAGAUACCAAUUCGAGUUGCGGGUGCAGUUGAUAAGAAUGGACCUCCACCUUUCAAUUACAUUGUUGAUAUCAUUUAUCCAGAGCGAAAGGACCUGCCUCCUCCAAUCGGUUGCAAUUGUAAGGAAGGAUGUCAUUCCAGGAUAUGUUCUUGUGUAAUAAAGAAUGGAGGGGAAUUUCCAUACAAACAAGAUGGACGAAUUUCGAAGUUUAAGCCCCUUGUUUAUGAGUGUGGCCCAUCUUGUACUUGCUCGCGCUCUUGCAUAAAUAGAGCGAGUCAAAGUGGCAUCAAGUUUGACCUAGAGAUAUUUCAAACUCGAGGAAAGGGGUGGGGCGUCAGAUCACGAUCACACAUCCCGCGAGGAAGUUUUGUUUGUGAGUACAUUGGCGAAGUACUUCCAGAUGAGUUAGUCUUGCCGGAGUUCAACAAACACCAGUACUUCUUUAAUAUUGGGGUUGGUGGUGCCACCCGCAAGGAGAAUGGUGAGCGCUUUACUAUUGUUGCCAAGGCGCAUGGAAACGUUGGGAGGUUUAUCAACCACAGUUGCUCUCCAAAUCUGUAUGCGCAAAAUGUGCUCUCUGAUCACGACGACAAGAGAAUGCCUCACAUAAUGUUUUUUGCUUCGAAGGACAUACUUCCAUUAAGAGAGUUGACUUUUGAUUACACAGUUAGCCAUGUUCGUUGUGCUGAUAUCCUGCAGAGGAUGAAAUGUUACUGUAAUGCUAUAGCAUGUAAAGAAAAGCGUCCCAAAUGAUGAAUGAAGUCGUUAGAGGUCAUGCUGGAAUAUGCUGUUCCUUUUUUUGACAUAGGUAAAUCAUAGAAUUUAGUGUUUGUUUUCUGACUUCGUCACUUGUAAAGUUGUUGGAGAACAAUUGGUAAUAUCAGCAAUCAUGCUGGAA
Syzygium oleosum is the source of this 2059-nucleotide messenger RNA. Its product is annotated as histone-lysine N-methyltransferase, H3 lysine-9 specific SUVH5-like. Gene Ontology annotation, molecular function: histone methyltransferase activity; zinc ion binding; protein binding. The transcript is spliced from 2 exons. Gene Ontology annotation, cellular component: nucleus. NCBI's taxonomy places the organism in Eukaryota, Viridiplantae, Streptophyta, Magnoliopsida, Myrtales, Myrtaceae. The record is from RefSeq and is a predicted model, not a curated record. The coding region runs from base 85 to 1914 and encodes 609 amino acids.